AUGGCAGCCAAUCCUUGGGUCUGCCCCAUCUACCUGCCAGGCAAAGAGCCUGGCCUGGAGGCUCUGUCGCCCGAGGAACGCUACCAGAUGACGCAGGUCAAGUAUUGGUCGGACAUGACUUCGGCGGCCAUGGAGAGCUGCCCGGUAAAGACUGCCAUGUCAGGGGUCUUGGGCUUUGGAUUGGGAGGAUUCUUCUCGCUACUCUCGGCAUCUUUCGCUAUCGACGAUCCGCUGAGGAGAUCCAAUCUCCAAGCAGCGGCGAUGGCUGCCAACCCGGGUCAAGCGGCCCCGCCUGAAAUGACGACGAUGCAGCAGACUCGAGCCUACUUCAAGGAGACAGGAAAGCAAAUGUACAGGAGUGGCAAAGGAUUUGGCAAGGUGGGAGCCCUAUAUGCUGGUAUAGAGUGCUGCAUUGAAGGGUUUCGAGCAAAGAACGACCUCACUAACCCGGUGCUUGCAGGUUUCCUCGCUGGAGGGAUUCUAGCUCGCAACGCGGGUCCACAGGCCAUAGUAGGAGGAGGCUUGGCCUUUGCUGGCUUCUCGGGCGCCAUCGAUUGGUACAUGCGCAGGCCAUCAGCAUCCGAUGACGAUGACUAG
Jaminaea rosea is the source of this 597-nucleotide messenger RNA. RefSeq names its product Tim17-domain-containing protein. Lineage: Eukaryota; Fungi; Basidiomycota; Exobasidiomycetes; Microstromatales. Gene Ontology annotation, cellular component: TIM22 mitochondrial import inner membrane insertion complex. The transcript is spliced from 2 exons. The record is from RefSeq and is a predicted model, not a curated record. Bases 1 to 597 code for a protein of 198 amino acids. Gene Ontology annotation, biological process: protein insertion into mitochondrial inner membrane. Gene Ontology annotation, molecular function: transmembrane protein transporter activity.